ACCAUUAAUGACCCCUAGAAUUAGGGAAGAUAACCGAGACACGAGGCCCUGGCGGCCCCACGGUUCAUGGAAUGAGCCCCCAUUCUCCCACCUAGAGGACCCCAUAUUCAGUCCAACUAUUUGGUUGUUGGAUUCCAUGGCUCUCACACUCCCAGACUAAGCCCUCCUGGUAAAGAUCACCUAAAAGUUUCCCUUAGCCCCUCCUUCAAGGGUGGUGUAUAUUUCAAAAGCCUGAGCUUUCCCCUUGUUAGUGAGCUAGAUGGGGUACCCAUUCUGGGGAUCUGGCUCUCUGGGGCCAUCUAUCUCUGAAGACUGCCGUGCUUGCAGUCAGUGAGAUGCUAGCCACUCCAGGCCGGAAGCUGAGUGGCUGCUGCCCGCAUCUACCCAUCCACCGAGUCACCAAUUUUUCAAUCUUUCUUUUUUUAACCCACAGAAAUUUGAUACUUUCCCUUAUGGACAGAGUGUCCCUGAUUAUUAAGAUGGCAUUCUCUUCUUGAUUGGAGACUGGAUGCUCCUGAGUUUGCAAGACUACCCAACAAACACCACGUGCCUGUUGCUCUUUGAUGGGAUUAGUAUCUAAUGUUUGUAUAAGACAGAAGAAAAGGAUGUCAUUCCGUAAAGUGAGCAUCAUCAUCUGGGUCCUGGCUGUUGUUCUCUUCUUACUGGUUUUGCACCAUAACUUCCUCAGCUUGAGUAGUUUGCUAAGGAAUGACGUAACAGAUUCAGGAAUCCUGGGGCUUCAGCCCAUAGACUUUGCCACAGAUGUUCAUCAACAUCCAGUAAAUGGGAGACAAGAAGAGAUUCCCGUGGUCAUUGCUGCCUCUGAAGACAGGCUGGGUGGGACAAUUGCGGCCAUAAAUAGUGUUCAUCGGAACACUCGCUCCAAUGUCAUUUUUUACAUUGUUACCCUCAACAGUACAGCAGACCAUCUCCGGUCCUGGCUUAACAGUGUUUCCCUGAAAAGCAUCAGGUACAAAAUUGUAAAUUUUGACACUAAACUUUUGGAAGGGAAAGUAAAGGAGGAUCCUGACCAGGGGGAGUCCAUGAAACCAUUAACCUUUGCAAGAUUCUACUUGCCAAUUCUGGUGCCCAGUGUAAAGAAGGCCAUAUACAUGGAUGAUGAUGUAAUUGUACAAGGUGACAUUCUUGCCUUGUAUAAUACACCACUGAAGCCAGGACAUGCUGCUGCAUUUUCAGAAGAUUGUGAUUCAGCCUCUACUAAAGUCAUUAUCCGUGGAGCAGGGAACCAAUACAAUUAUAUUGGCUAUCUUGACUAUAAAAAGGAAAGAAUUCGUAAGCUUUCCAUGAAAGCCAGCACCUGUUCCUUUAACCCUGGAGUUUUUGUUGCAAACUUGACUGAAUGGAAGAGACAGAAUGUAACUAACCAGCUGGAGAAAUGGAUGAAACUUAAUGUAGAAGAGGGACUGUACAGUAGAACUCUGGCUGGCAGCAUCACCACACCUCCUCUGCUUAUCGUAUUUUAUCAACAACAUUCCACCAUUGACCCUAUGUGGAACGUCAGACACCUUGGUUCCAGUGCUGGAAAACGGUAUUCACCCCAGUUUGUAAAGGCUGCCAAGUUACUUCACUGGAAUGGCCACUUCAAGCCUUGGGGAAGAGCUGCUUCAUAUGCUGAUGUUUGGGAAAAAUGGUAUGUUCCAGACCCAACAGGCAAAUUCAGCUUAAUCCGAAGACAUAUGGAUGCCUCAAACAUAAAGUGAACUAGAAUUUAAGCUUAAAUACACCACUCAGGAAAUCCUGGAAGACACAUGUGGGAAGUUAACAGUGUCAGGCUUGAGUCUCUCUGUAGUAACCCACAGAAAAGGGGUUUUUCAGCUGGGCAGAGAUGACAAAUUGCUUCCGUGGCAGUCAGCUUCCCAGAUGACUACAAAUGUCUCCAUCUGCCUUACCAAAUGUUUGCUUACUACAUUGUUGACUGACCUGAAGGACAGACUGAUAAAACCAGCACUAGUUCAUCUAUCUGUUGCAGUUAGGAACUGCAGCUUGGUUUUAAUUUUGUAACCUGUGACUCAGUUUGUAAAUAAAAUGUUUUCCAAUAAAUCUCUUUGCUUCCAGAGAAUAGCUUCUCUUCCAUAUAUUGAAUGUAAAUACUGCUGCUCUUCUAGAGUUCAGCUCUACCACAUCAGGUCAUAAUGGGAUUAUUCUAGUCCGAGAUCCAAUGUAGUCCUCUAGAGCCUCCAUCCCACUGCAUAUAGGCCACCCCUCUCUGCCUCCACAAACCUUUUGGAUACAGUUUCCCUGUGUAGACCAGGCUAGC
Messenger RNA from Microtus ochrogaster (prairie vole), 2278 nucleotides. It is a transcript of the gene Glt8d1, whose product is annotated as glycosyltransferase 8 domain containing 1. NCBI's taxonomy places the organism in Eukaryota, Metazoa, Chordata, Mammalia, Rodentia, Cricetidae. The transcript has 10 exons. The record is from RefSeq and is a predicted model, not a curated record. Gene Ontology annotation, molecular function: glycosyltransferase activity. Bases 564 to 1721 code for a protein of 385 amino acids. Gene Ontology annotation, cellular component: Golgi apparatus.